GACAUUUCAAGUAGUUUCUCUUGAGUUCUCUGGUAAUCUUUUUUCUAAAUAGAUGAUUGAAAAUGGGGAUGACCCAACCCUUUUUUUGUAAUGUGUCGUAGUCCUUAAUUUGUUUUGUUAAUUCUUGAGGAAGGCACACAAUUCAAAUUUGUCUGUGAAAGGUAACAAAAAAACUAAGCACGGGUCUGAUGGGGGUAGACUACCGAGGCAUUCGUGUCUUUGACAUUGUAAUGUAACACAGCCCCAGAACACGAACCCACCCACACACACACACACACCUAGACACUGCACAGACACGCAUGUCCAGUUCGGUUGGUCAGUGUGCUCCCACUAUAAAUAUAUAUAUACACCCAGACUGCAACACACACAGCACACAUACCCAGACUUCAGUUAUUGGAACAAGUUCAAGAUUUUUCAAGCCACUGGUCAGCCUCUCUCUGGUCAGUUUCUCUCACGUGUGAUGACCGAUACCUCCUCAUGCUGGGCUGGCCAGCGCUGGACAUAGCUGGACAUAUCACGCCUCUUCUCUAUGAUACCCCGAGCCACACGCCCACCGCAAUGGCCGCAACCAGUACCUCACAUCAGCCCGUCCAGAAACCCACCUCAACCCAAGGUCACAUGCAAUCACCACCGCCCAACUCUUGCUGUCAGGUCUGCGGCGACAAGUCUUCAGGAUUCCACUACGGCGUCUUAGCCUGUGAAGGAUGCAAAGGCUUCUUCAGGAGAAGCAGCAAAAGAGAAAAGGAGUACACAUGUCGUCAUGGCAACGGUCACUGUACGAUAGGGAGGAUGAAUCGCAACAGAUGUCAGCAUUGUCGCUUUAAGAAGUGCUUGGCGGUAGGCAUGUCAAGAGACGGUAAGACAUCUGUUAGGUACGGCAGGGUUCCUCAGAGGGGUAAGAAGAACGGACCGGUAGCGGGCUUAUCACCGGGCGGGGCCACGGCGAUGCGGAAGAAGAGCACGGACUCUGAAUACGGGCCCAGCGACACGGACGACAUCCUCCAGCCGUUCCCUCCCAUGCCUGUCAACGGUUCGACCUUUGACCUGACCCCGCCCCAUUCUAUGCUACCGAUGGGGGCGGACCCGUCGUUGCACCUCAAGCAGGCCGAGAUGUACGAGCUAGUAAACACGAUAUCGUAUGCUUUCCGUAUGACGUGUUUGUAUACACCAUCCAGUGCACCGUUUCUCAGGGGCUUCACGUUUCCUCAGGAAAAUCAAAACUCUCACUUUCCGAGCGAAGACAUGGAUGCUCGGGGUCGAAAUCAGUGGGUCCAGUUGGCCCAUAUUCUUGACCAAGCCGUCAGCGGUCAAGUGGAAUUUGCCAAAGCCAUUCCAGGGUUCAGGAAUUUGACCCAGGAUGACCAACUGCUCUUACUGAAAUCUAGUUUCUUUGAAAUGUGGGUUGUAAGGAUCGCCCCUCUCCUCAUGAUUCCUUCCGCCCCCCACACCAACAAUGGAAUGGGUCCGUUGAUGGCAUCACUUACCAUGGACAUGCACCACUCCCCAUCAUCUGGGGUCAACGGCAUGGGUACAGGGUCGUUACUAUGGCAACAGCUCUACCACGUGUUCGGCAGCGACCUCUACCACGCCAUGCAUCAGUUUUCGCAAGAGUUCAAUCAGCUGGGUUUGCUGGAAACGGAGGUGGCGCUGUAUGCAUCUUCCCUACUAGCAGCAAAUGAUAUCAUGGGUUUAAGCAAUCCGCAAGCAGUGGCGGAGCUUCAACACCAGCUGGUCGAAGCCCUUCAGGUCCAAGUUGACGGCAACCACCCGUCAGCCGCCGCCCCACUCAUGGCGACCCUCUACGGGCGGGUCCAGGAGCUGAGGCGAAUCGGUGGCAUGCAUCGGGACUUCGUGAUGGGGUGCUCGCAACGCUGGCCCGACCUCUGCCCCGGGCUUCCUGCGCUAUACACCGAAAUGAUGGACAUAACGGUGAUGUGAUGGAGGGAAGGAGAGGAUGGCGGAGGAGCGGAAAGCAGAAAGGCAACUCUGAGUUAUCAUCUACAAGAUGAUAGCUGUUCUAGUGAUAGUAAGGAUUGAUGGUCGAAGGAAAGAACUGAUGACUUCAUGCUACUAGGAAUGAAAAAAAAGAAAGAAAGAACUUUCAUGUUUGACCGAGAAAAGGAAGGAAUGUUGGAUGAGAAGAGUUACUGUAUUUAGGUUGGAAUGUUUAAUGGUUGUACAUGUACUCACGGCUGCAGGAUAUCCUAUGGAAAGAGAGAAAUGAUAUAAAAUAUGAUAUGCGGACAGAAAAUCAACUUCUUUAGGAUAUCAAAUAAGUGCAUCUUAUGUUACCCAAAGACAGUUGGUUUUAAAAAUGUGACCACAGAGAAUUGGGUAUAAAGCUUUAGACAAUUGGAAAAUAACCUGAAGGUAAAUAAGGGUCAUGACCUUAUGACCAUAAGGUGAAUAAGGUCAUGACCUUAAGAUAAAUGAGGUCAUGGCCUAAAGGUUUAUGAUGUCAUGAUGUUAAAGUCAGGGAGGUCAUGACCUUAAAAUAAAUAAGGGUCAUGACCUUAUGCCCUUAAGGUGAAUAAGGUCAUGACCUUAAAAUAAAUGAGGUCAUGGCCUUAAGGAUUAUGAUGUCAUGAUCUUAAAGUCAGGGACAUCAUGACCUUAAAAUAAAUGAGGUCAUGACUUCAUGGUGAAUGAGAUCAUGACCAUCAGGGUUAUGAACUAAUGGCAGAUAUGAUUUAUAUUCAGGGUUUAUAAGGUAAAGUUCCAGAAGAUACUCUACGUGUAGUAAGGAACAAGCAGCUUUUAAACAGAACAUGGGAUUCGAAAGGCCCAGAUUUGAAAACUUUAUUGGCCAAAUGAGAAAUUCAUUGCAAGGUCAAAGGUCAGAGGUCAACAUUAGAAAUUCACGUAAAGAUAACAUUUUAUCUUGCACAGCAGAGAGCAAAGAGAUGUUUCAUCCCGGUGAAAAUACGGGGAUCGAAAAACAAGAUUUAUGUAGAUGGUCAUAGUUACAGUAGCGUUAAAGAUGGUUAUGGUAGUAAUAAAGAAAAAAGAGGAAAAGGAAAGUGACUUGUUUAUUAUCAUCAGUGUGAAGAUAAGCAGAACGUCGCCGAUCGAUGUUAAAGUUGCGUGUAGUCCGAGCAGUGUAAACCAGUAUUUCUUUGUUUGUCAUGUGGAAAAACAUUUUUUAUGGUUGGUUGUUUUUGCGUAUAAACUCAAAAUGUAUACUGCCGAGAAUUUAUCUCUAAGAUGAUGGCAGCAAAUUAUUCAAACUGUGUGUGAUUUUUCAGAAAAUACAAGAAGAUAUACAGUUCAGGGGCAUUUUAUUAUGAAGCAAGCGUUUUGUUUUUUUUGCUUUUAGCAUUUAACUUUGUAAUAUAAAUAUAAAUAUAUAUAUAUAAAUAUAUAUAUAUAUACACGCAUUAAUGUGAGCUAACUAUAUAUGAGUCUAUCUUGCUUAAAAAUCGGUUUUUCCUGAUUAGUAUGCGCAUAAUUAUGUGGAUAAGGUGCCAAAAAAGAAUGUGAUGUGUUUUGAUUUAGAGAAGUGGGUGGAAGUUGGACAUCAAAGUUACGCCUUUCUUCCGCUCAUUUAUGUAGCAAAUGGACUUUUUGUAUCGCAAGUUA
Molecule: messenger RNA, 3579 nt
Organism: Strongylocentrotus purpuratus (purple sea urchin)
Lineage: Eukaryota; Metazoa; Echinodermata; Echinoidea; Camarodonta; Strongylocentrotidae
Product: ecdysone-induced protein 78C
Exons: 8
Coding region: 478-1938 (486 amino acids)
Biological process (GO): regulation of DNA-templated transcription
Molecular function (GO): DNA-binding transcription factor activity; sequence-specific DNA binding; zinc ion binding
Source: RefSeq, a predicted model, not a curated record